AUGAGCAUCGAUAAGCGAUGGUGUCCGCUUUGUAUGGAACAACUCGAAAUCGAUGACUUAGAUUUCUACCCCUGUAAAUGUGAAUAUCAGGUUCGUAUGUGCUGUUUUCAGUUUAAAAAGCUGUGUUUUAUUAACGACUAA
This is a messenger RNA of Cooperia oncophora, 141 nucleotides long. The record is from the annotation of a GenBank genome assembly. NCBI's taxonomy places the organism in Eukaryota, Metazoa, Nematoda, Chromadorea, Rhabditida, Trichostrongylidae.